Impatiens glandulifera is the source of this 1634-nucleotide messenger RNA. Its product is annotated as WUSCHEL-related homeobox 1-like. The coding region runs from base 306 to 1439 and encodes 377 amino acids. The record is from RefSeq and is a predicted model, not a curated record. The transcript has 4 exons. Gene Ontology annotation, biological process: plant organ development. Gene Ontology annotation, molecular function: DNA-binding transcription factor activity; DNA binding. Lineage: Eukaryota; Viridiplantae; Streptophyta; Magnoliopsida; Ericales; Balsaminaceae.
AACAGGGUCAUUAGAUAGAUGGAUAGAUAGAGUCCCUUCAGUCAACCUCUAAUGUCUUCUUCACUCUCCCACUUUUGUUUCAUUUUAAACCAGCAAUCCCCAAAUUCUCUCUUUCUCUCUCUCGUGUUCUAUCACAAUCUCAUAUACCCUCAUAUCAGUCUCUUCAUUUAAUUCUUAGCAUCAAAAUUUCCAUUUCUAUAAUCUGAACUACUUCCAAUUCUUUCAAUACAUCAUCUCUAUCUCAAAUUUAACUUAUAAGAAACCCAUUAAGUUGUUCUCUCCAUUCUUCACUUCUCUCUUAAAAUAUGUGGAUGAUGGGUUAUAGUGAUGGGUCAGAGUUUAACAUGACGGAUUCCUUCAACGGCCGCAAGCUCCGACCAAUCGUUCCUAGACCCAUGUCCGGUUCUUUAACUACCAACAACAACGGACCUUGCUUUCGAACUAUUAAUGGCCCUCAUGAUCUUCUCUCAUUCAAUCACCAUUUCGCAAAUGGGAUGGGGCAUGAACAAGGGAAGAAAGAGCUGACCGGCCCACAACAACAACAACAACAGCAGGUUGUGGUGAGUUCGAGGUGGAAUCCGACGCCGGAGCAGUUACAAACACUUGAGGAAUUAUACAGGAGAGGGACACGAACGCCGUCCGCCGACCAAAUUCAGCACAUAACAGCUCAGCUCCGACGGUUUGGUAAGAUCGAGGGAAAAAACGUGUUCUACUGGUUCCAAAACCAUAAAGCUAGAGAGCGUCAGAAACGGCGACGUCAACUUGAAACUUCCUCAACUGAGGAGAAUCAACAACAAAUGCACGGUUGCAUCAACGAUUUGGAAAGGAAAGAAUCAGGAGGGGUGAGCAGCUGUAGGACAGUGUUUGAAGUAGAACAGACCAAGGGCUGGAUACCCUCUACAAACUGCAGUACACUUGCAGAGAAAAGUAUUUCACUGGAAAAAGGAGCAAAGACAGGAUCAGAAUGUAGAAGAGCAGAUGGAUGGGUACAAUUCCAUGAGCAAAGAGAAAUACUGCACCAUCAGCUGAUAGCUAAUAGCAGCCUGCAGAUGGAGAAGAAUGCCACGUGGCAGAUGAUGCAAUCAGCUCCCACCCACCACCUCUUAAACACUCAUUUGAAUAUCCCUCAUGCUAUUACUACUACAACUUCCCCUAUAACCACUAUGUCUCCUUUUAGUCAAGACCAAACAAAUACAAUUUGGUCAAAAAUGGGUCCAAAGAUAUUUAUUCCACAAACCCUAGUUUCCGGCCACAACCCUAAUCGAGUAGUCACAUCUUCGGCCGAAGAGUCUCAGACCCUUCAAUUGUUCCCCCUCGAGGGCAUGACCCGGGAGGAAGAAGCUAUGAAUGGGAAGCUGACUGAAGCUUCAGCAGACAUUGAAGGAGAGCUUAGUAGUGCCCCGUACCAGUUCUUUGAAUUCCUUCCGUUGAAAAAUUGAUUAUAACCAUUUGAGCUAUGUAAUGUAAAAGCUUGGUUUUGAUAGUGACUCAUGUAUGCUAUCAAAGGGUGAUGGGAUUUAUUUAGAUUUUGUAUGGUUGACAUUAAAUGCAUGGAUGUGAACUUUUCAUGGAAGAUGGAAAGUUAGAGAAUAUGAAAGGGGAGUAAUGAAGGUUGCCUUAAAAUGCAAUUGGAC